UUCCUGAGAAACUGAGGGCGAUCGAACCACCAAUUCCCAUACCACCCGAAGCUGGUCUUGAGGUGUCGCAUCACAGGCCUGUCAGCCACCAGGAUGGGUUGUAGGUGGAUUGGGAGGCGCAGAAGAAAUAUGAGGCUGCACUAAUGCAGCGAGAGAUUGUGGCGGAGCUGAAGGGAAAUGGACAAUUCCCAAGACACUACCGCGAAAUACUAGGAGUGAGGGCCUUGUGGUUCUGGGUACCUGUAGCACUUCUUGCUGCUGGAAUUGGAGGUGGUAUUGCAGGAGGAAUGAAAAGCAGGAACAAAAACAAUGAUCUGAAGUAAGCAGACUUUGAUUUCUGGCGCAAUUAAAAUUAACGUGUAGCUACCAGGCAAAAUCAAUCGCAGUCAACUCUAACGGUCACAAACGUAAAUUCGCCGUGUCAAACCGACCCAUGCUCAAAUAAUACAAUAGUUCAAGUUAUUCCAGGCAUGGAUAUGAAACCCACAAACUUCCGACUAUUUUGUAAUCGAACUUUCGAUGUAGAUUCCAGUAUAAUGCUUCAGCACUUCGCGGUGCCUAACACAGUGGCAGAUUUGGGUGGCUGUAUGGAGGCUUGUCUAGACUACAAUGCAGGAAAUGGGACUGAAAGCGGUACUCAGGCCUCGUAUGGUAUAUGUUAUGCUGUCACAAUCAGUAAGAAUGAGACGAGCGGUCAGGAAUGGUGCAGUUUAUUUGCAGCGAGCGGAUGGGGGACUGAUGAAGUAGGAGCAGAUUGUGCUGUCAAUCUGUCGCCGCCGAGUCUAGUAAGCAGUAGUAUUCUCACUGCUGAAAUUAGCGGUACGCGGUCUGCUACUACUUCCACACUAUCUUCUACUAGGCCUCUCCUUGGGGCUGAAGAGAUAUGUACGACGAACGGGCUGGCGACGAAAGUCAUGGUAGCAACUAGCUUGCUCCAAGUCGUCCCUGUUUCAUCCGUUAUGAUCGGAGGCCAAACAUUCACAGCGUCCCCAUCAUUAUCUACUCCCAAUUAA
This is a messenger RNA of Sclerotinia trifoliorum, 1013 nucleotides long. The record is from the annotation of a GenBank genome assembly. Lineage: Eukaryota; Fungi; Ascomycota; Leotiomycetes; Helotiales; Sclerotiniaceae.